AUGGCUGUUUCUAGUUCAUUGCCUGACAUCAAUACUGGAACGACUCUUAUUAAAAGAGAAAGGAAUAUUUCAAACGAUAAACUUACUGAAAAUAAUCAGAAGGCUUUCAAUAACACACAAUCAUCUGAGGGAAGACUUGACAAUUCUAUGCAGGGGUCGGCAAACGCUCAGCUUCCAGAACUUAUCGAAAAUGUCAUAGAGCGUCUUGGUGACGAGGGGAGCAGGUUUGUUUCAAUGCAACUGGCUAAACACCCAACAGUAAAGAACAUUUGGGCAAACGCAAUAGCACUGGCUCUUUUAAAGCAAAGUGAUAAAAUUUCACAUCUUGAUUUUGGACGAGCCUCAAACAACUCCUUGAAAGUUCGUCCGAAAGUUGACUCGACAAAAGUUAAAUCAACUGAUACUUUGCUGCACACGAAGGUCAACGGUGAGCCCAUAAGAAAGCCGGGUGACGGAUUUUCGUAUAGUUCUCAUGGUGCAAACCAUAUGGAGGAACCUGCACAUACUUUGGGCAUUACUAAUAAAACGUUUGCAUCUACUGUAAUGAACACAUCUAAGGUGGCAAAGGAAUUGAACAGUAGCACACCCGCUUCUUCUUCGAAACUGGAUGUUGCCGGUCAAAAAGUCCAAGACAGCGCUAAACCAGGCACACAAAACGAGAUAGCAAAGAAACCUAUAUAUCAGGCAGGCCAUAUUGGAGUUAUAAGUCAUAGUUUCAAUUUAAGCCAUCGGCCUUUACUUGAAUUCGACAAGGUCGGGCGACUUAAAGGCCAAAAUUCCACUGAAGCCAACAAAGAACAGGUUUUAGAUAAAGGGCAACUUUUGACACCAUACGGAAAUGGACUGGUUUCCAACCUAAACAAUACUAUUCCUCUUCAGGGAAUUAUGGAGGAAAAACAAAGUAUGGGUGGCAAACAACUUCAAACAUCAAGCGCAAGUAAGACCGUCGCCUACGAAGGAAGCAAUGAGCAAGUGGGAGAAAAUGUUAAAGAGGAAUCUGCUGAGGAUAAAAAAUUAAAUGAUGAAACAAUGCUGGGAUCAAUGACAAAUAACGUCCCUUCACAAGAAUAUCAAAAUCAAGAAAUAGAUGGCCGUUUUCUUUUCAAUAACAUCACCAAGUUAGAUCCUGAUGAAGCCAAAUAUUUACAGCUAAAUAUGAUGGGGGACUCCAUGGUGAAUAGACAGUUCUCGGUUUCUGCAGCCAGCCCAUACAAUGGUAUGCAAGAGGAAGAUGAAAAAGAAGCAAGUUAUCUUGAACACCAAAUAAACGACGUUGGUCACAUUGUGGGACAAGUCUUACCCAAACCUAAAACAACAGUUUCAGAUUUAGAUACCGGGGAAGCAAAUUACGUUACAGGACAACUUCUAGAUAAUCGACUUGGAAAAGCCGAAGUUGCCGAGUCGUUUGCGCGAGAUAACAGUUUGAUUAAGGAAGAGGAAAAACAGAAUUCGAAAAUUAUGGCUUCUGUCCAACAAGCGGACGUUCAGCAUCAAACCAACCCUGUCUUCGUUAGUCCUGACGGGAGAAAUGGAAAUAUGGAAACCAUUUCUGAAUCAACUAGUUCACCUUUUGAGAGGCUGCAAAGCGACAAGUAUGAAACACCGGUGGAAUCCAACCUUGAGGAUCAGAUGCUCUUAAGUCCUAAAACUGUCUCCGAUAUUUCAGCCGUAGAUCUUGCCCCUAUGCGCAGCCUUGUUAAUUUUGACCGCUUAACUGGCACGAAUAAACCGUCCUCGUCAUUUAGUUAUGAUUUACACAAUGACGGAAAUAAUCAGAAGGAAGCAAUAAAUGAAGGCGACGAAGAAGAGUUUACGACACCAUAUGGAAUGAACUCAUUACCAGACCACUUGGCACAGUUAAAAAAGAAAGAGAAAAUAGCGAAAACGUAUUCUUCCAAACACAAGGAGAGGAAAUAUAGAAGAAAAGCAAAUUUAAAGCAGGUGCCUUCGUUCCUGAGGAAAUUAAACCUCCCCAGAAAGCUACAGCUUAGCGAUUCCUUGGCAGUCAAACCGACAAAGUCACGCAGUCAACCAGGGACUCGUGACUCCGAGAUAAGUCCAACUUCUGUUAUAUUUGGAUUGACAGCAAAUGAAAUGAAAGAGAUUGAAAAACACUUGGCUCAUGGUUCAAACAGAGCUGAAGCAGAAACGUCUGGUAACGUUCAAGAGUUGUCACCUGAGACAGUGGCUUACUACGAGGUCAAGCCAAACGACGAAGAACAAAAAAAGAAGGAAAGGUCACUAUUACAAUUUAUGGAUAAACCGCUAAAAGUGAAGAGACUAAAAACGGAAAAGAAACAGCUUAGUCAAAAUAGAAUUGCCUCUAAAGUAAUACAGGAAACAAAAAAUGUUACGCCAUCUAGAAAGGGAAAGGUAUCCCAUAUUUUGUCGUCAGUCCAUAAAAGAAAAAAGGCCAAAGAUAACUCAAACGUUAGAAGAGAUCUGGAGUCCUGGGAGGGCCACACGGACGUGCUUAACAGUGACUUGGAACAAUUACGAGAUCUGAGUCCAAAAGUGCAGGAAGAUAUUUCAAAAGUUAUCUUGAAGGACUACGAAGGAGAUCAAAGAAAUGUCAAAGGAUUGGAGUCAUUUCCAUGUGACGAACAAGACCCUAGUUAUGCAUUCGAGCGUUCGUUCAAAAAUAAGAAACAAUCAGCAGGUAAAGGUAAUUACAAGGGUUACAGGAACACACAGCGGCGAUUAGACGUCAAAAGGAGUCCGGAAAAAAUGGGGAAUGAAAUAAGUAAAAAGGAAUUCCAGAAAAAGGGUACCCUUUCUCACGGUAGUAAGUUAAGCGACGCCAUAAUGGCCGAACCUAUUGUCAUGAAAGAGAACAAACUUCUUAAUGGAGACGUUGUAUCAUUGGAUGAUGUAGGACACUUGGAUGCUCAAGGUUUAAUCCUUGAAACGCUGCGAAAAGAAAGUGAAGGUGACCUGAAUUAUGUAAAUUCCGUUCAAGCGGACGAUGUAAGCAGAAUUAAAAACAUGUUUCAGAUAGUAGGUGUCGAAAUCGGUGUAAAACGACAUACAGGCGCACAUCGAAAGAAGCCCAACAAGGCAUUCCAUUCAAGGAAGAAAAUUUUACCAGAGAAAAGAGAUUUAGGAGAAUUCAGCUCUGAAUUUAACGAUGGUACGUUUCGAAGCCCUGAAUUUGAGAAGCAGUUGUCUCGCGCCUUGAUACAAGAAAGACAACAUGAUUUGACCUACUUGGGUGCAGUGCAGGCAAUGGAUGAUCCUGUAUUGAACAAGAUGAUGGAUCAUCCGGAAGAGCCAAUCAGUUCAAGAACCAUUCUACAAAACCAAUUCAAGAGUGUGUUUCCGAAAGACGAUAGUAGUGACGACGGGUCUCUUGAAAAAAGUCAAGAGAGACUGAGAGAGUUUAUUCACAGUUCUAGUCGCCAGGAUGAAGAAUUUGAUGCAAUGAAACAACGCACGGCAGACAGUAUCAAAGACAGUGUUUUUCGUGAUUUGACCCCUGAAGGCAAAGUCUUGAAUUCUGAUUACAAGGAAUUGACAAAUUUUGGUACUGACGACCAAAAUCAGCUCGCAUCAGUGCUACGAAGUGUGAACAGCGGUGACCAAAACGAUUUAAAAGAGUUGGAAAAGAUUGACAGCGCUGAUGAAAAAGAAGUGGAAAGUCUUUUCAGGCCAAUGGCGGGGACAUUUAAAAGGUCUAUUGAUGAGAAGCCAGGCAUUGCGAGGGAAGGAGCGAUAGAAACCAUUGCAGACCUUCCGGAUCACGGUUCUAAGGAAAAGAACAUAGUAAAUAAUAUUGCAAGUGAUUUUAGCAAGAAUGGUAAGAACAACUCAAAGAACUGACUCUUUCUUCAAUUACUUUCAAGACUGCAAAUUUGAAAUGGAAGAAAGAAUGAGUGAGAUCUACAGUCAGCAAACAAUAAAAACGUUUUUUAAGCACAAAACGUCAAAACGUUUAAAAAAUAAACAGAAUAUUGGUAAAGUAAUGUGUUAAUAAAUAGACAUAUUAAAUUGUGAAAACAGAACACUGCAAUACUGAUCGUACUACGUGAAAAUUAACUGUGCAAGACACCGAGAACUCAAACCAUAGACAGCUGUUUCGCUAUCAUUGUAGCUCAUCAGUAUGGCGUAACAGACAGAGAGAGGAGCUCUGUUGGAAAAUAACCCCGUGCACUCUGAUUUAAGCCCUAACCUAGAACUCUCAACACCCACAGAAUCACGCCAUAUCACGUACAUCCUAAAGGACAAGAGUCCAAGUGUCAAGUUGUUGUCUCGCAAAGAAAAUAUAAAGGAUUGACCAAAACCAACCUCAAAAACAUGGACAAAACUAAGCAAAAUUACAUUAUAUCAGAUCUAUAAGAUAGAUCUACGGUCCCAACAUACAUACAGUAUUCUGUCUUCAGAAUUUGUUAUGUGUACUUGUUAUUUUUGCUGGUCAGGUCUUAAUAGACUUUGUUCUUCGGCAUAUUCGUUUGCAGUCCUUUCUGGUUAAUAAAUAGUUGAGCUUUUACAUAUUUCUCUCUUCUUCCGUGAUUAAUAUUUAUCGGUGUCAUUCUUCAUUUAUUGUAACAUAUCAGACAGGUCAACAUUAUUUAAAUUCAGUUUUGAAGAUUUUUAUCGGUACGUGUUGAACAAUACCUUCUUAAAUUACUAGAAUAACCCCUGUUUGAUUUGUUAUGGUUUAGAUGGAUUAAAAUUCUCAGAGUAAGCUAAUCACAUCGCGCAGAACUUUUCUUAUCACAAAGGUAUCAUCUGACUGUGGUCAUUUACAUUUGCUUAGAUUCAAACUUAAUGUGGAGUGCAUGGUCAAAGUGUUCAAAGACUUGUGGGAACGGGAGCAUGAAGACACGCUCGAGAUAUUGCAUUGAAAAAUCAUCAUCAGACAGUUUUGUAAAAUGCCCAGGAUGGAACCACCAGAUGGUACCCUGCGAUGUCCCCAAAAACUGCCCAAGUAAGGUUUUCCACUGAAAUAAACUCAAAGAUCCCGUACCCUCUCACUUAAGCAACGAAUUAACUAUCAUGGAUUUAUAUUACAGACUAAGAUUGUGACUUGAAGCAGUAAAUCAAGAAUUAAUUGUUAACACUGAAUAAAGCAAUACUGAAAUCGUUGAGAUGCUCGUUCUUCUACUGACUGUAGUUUAUAAGUGACGUAAUCUCGUGAUAUGUUACUUGCAUGUGGAACAGGCACUUGGCAAUUAAGAGGAAAUUGGUAACGUUCGUUACGCAUUUUGCUAAUCUUGCUCAAAGAGAAAUGAGCAAUGAAGAUUUUUAUCAAGUGGCUUCGAAAGGGCACUGAAAGGCCAUUUUAAAUUGUAUUGACGAACCUGGGAAACAGCCCAUACACCUAUCCCCCCCCCCUAACCCAACAUUUUGCCUUUAUUGAGAAUUUAGUAUCAACAGUGGGUUACAGGAGGGGUUGGUGGGAAGCUGCCCACCUUCCCCUCCCCUAACCUAAAAUUAACCCUCAGCAAGAAGCUAGGGUUAACACUGGGUAAGGGAGGGGCAGGUUGGCAAUUUUACUAGAAACUAACAUUUUACUUUUUAUAAUUGACGAUUUGGUGUUGUUUGAUUGUCGUAGUUUACGGUGGCUUUACCAAGUGGACGGAGUGGUCUGCAUGCUCAGAGACCUGCGGUCCUAAAGCAGUACGCAUGCGCAUGCGUCUUUGCACGAACCCUCCUCCAGCUUACGGAGGGAAAGAUUGUUCCGGUUGGAGAUUUGAAGUUGAAUAUUGUAGAUCCCAGGAAUGUCCACAUACUUCUGGUAAAUAAUUUUCUUAAAAUUAGAAAAAGAUAUCUCAAAAUUUUUCUUAAAAGGCGGUAGGUUAAGAGCACGAAAGUUGCUUUCUUUCCUUAUUGCCUUUAGCCUCAGGGCUACUUCUUCAUAACCAGCGAGCAUUGACCAAAUUUGGGAAAAAUAAAUGUUUAGUAAACUGAAACACGGACUGACUGACGCCAGGAAAAGACAGUGAUACGUCGGCUCAGUUCUUUAGGCAAGAAAAUUGCAAAAAGUUCAGUUCAUCAAAAUAGCAAGAUUAUUGUCUCAAAGAAGGGAAAAAUAAGCAUAAAAACACCAUUCAAAGGAAAACCACUACUUUUUGAAGAGUAUCUGGAAGAAAAGCAUCCGUUUAUAUCCUGAAAUAGGAACAGGAAAAUAGGAGUAAAAUAUUUUGAACGAAUAUUAAGAAAGCGUAGGGAAAUGCACAAACAUUAAUGUUACAAGUUCCUGUGAUAAUUGUUAAAAAAAGACUUGCUAGUUUGAAGGCUGAUUGGAUGAACGGCGUUUAUGGUAAGCGGCCCAACCUGAAAAACUACAGGGGCAUAGUGUUAAUGAUGUAAUAAAUUGUAUGGUAUUGAUAGUGUAUGUUAGGGUAUCCAGUGAAUGACGCUUUUCGCUGGUCAAAUAUUCCACCAAUUGCAUUAUCCACCAGGACCAGGACUGUACUUAUAACUUGAGAGCUUUAAAUAUGGAGAAUCAAUGAGCCAUGGCCCAAGCCCCUUAAAAGUGAUAAUUAUGGCUAAAAAUUGUUAAAAUGGUUUUUAUGACAAAGGACGAGAGGUAUCAAUUGUAUUGUUAAAAGGGGAACUCGUCUAGUCAUUUUCUUUAACAGCUACAGCAGCCUCAAAGACCACGAAGGUUUGGCCGGGUUUGCAAAAGUCAAAAACAAACAAACGGAUCAUUUUCAAAACUCUUUCUGCAACGCCUUUAAUCGAGGGGAUGGCAAGCAAGCAGCAAAGCGCUCCAACUAAAACCAGCGUCAAUGAGGGGACUCCCUCCAGGUACAGUGGAUUGGCAAGUGUCGAGCAGGAUAUGGGAGAUGUGCAGUCACUUCUAAACAUGCAGCAAAGUACUCCUAACUUUUCGAACAUGCUCGGGUUUAAAGAGUUUAUGGGACCACCACACGGGUCUGCCUUUUUACCAGGCUCUCUUCGACCAAACAUGCUACCCGGUAUGAGGACAAUGCCACGAGGACCACAGGAAACCUACGAAAAUGGUGGGAACACUAUUCACUUGCAAGUUAGUAACGAGAAUGUGGGGUUCACACCUUGGAGUGAGUGGACGAGUUGCAGUGCUUCAUGUGGACGUGGAAUUCGAACGCGAACGCGUUCAUGUUUAAGCAGUUAUAAUGCAAUGGGUGUCGACCGUUCGUGUCUAGGACCUACAGUACAGACCAGACGCUGUCGCAUUCAAAGAUGCCCAGGUAAUUGGUUUUAACGAAAAAGUGCCUAUUGGCGACUAUUACUUUGAAAAAACAUGCAUACAUUCCAAUAUCAAGGCCUCAACGGAGUAACGGCAAAGAGUAAUAAUGUAAAUUUUGACGUAAUUUUGGUAACGUUCUUCUUUGGACUUGAAAUCUUUAGUCGAUGGUUCCAACGUUUGUUACUGCAUGAGCAUCGCUCUUCAUAGUGCCUUCUUUUGAUAUGAUCCUUUGGGUAUCUCUGAGAUAGAAAAAUAUCCCUUGCCCUGCGGGGGGAUUCGUGGAAAUAGGAGGAGAUAGUUGAGGUCACCUACUUCGCCCAGCCCACAGAUGCAACUUAUUUGUGUAUGAGUUAAAGGUUCGUUUUCACAGUCAUUGACUCAUUUUUGACCUAACUUUUUCUUAUUUCAAGUGGACGGCCAGUUUACACCAUGGAGUGACUGGUCUGAAUGCUCCAAAACUUGUGGUUCUGAUUCUUACCGGAAGCGCGAGAGAACUUGCACCAACCCUCCCCCGAGGUACGGUGGAGAAGACUGCGAGGGGAGAUAUGCGGAAAGGCAACACUGCCUGAAGUCUCCUUGCCUCCCUAAACUGGAUUUUUAUGAUACGAGCAAAGUGUUUUACGAAGUUGUAAAUUCAAGAAAAGGUUAGAACUCCAUUACGGUUCGCAUUUCCUAAGGGCUUAACUCCCUUUUACUCCUAAGACAGCUAACAGGUAACAUUUUUGCUCCUAAAUCGAUGACGUUGUAUAUGGAUGACUCAAAUUACUGUUAUAAAAAUCCGUUUUCUAUCUAGGAUGGGAAAUACCCUGUCUCUCUGCUCUGUCUAUUGGUACCUUUCAUGGCUCACCCAACAUCUUUGUAUAAAUAUCUGUGUAUUUUAUUAACAAGCAUGCUUGAACAAAUGCCAACACCCAUUUUCCUGGAUCAUUAUGUUUUGCAGUUAAACCCACAAGAAAUUCUACCGAUGGAUUCACUGAGUGGGGCCCGUGGUCUCCUUGUUCAAAAACCUGUGGUUCAAAUGUACUGCGCGUGCGUAAACGAUCCUGUUUUAACUCGAGCAGUCAGAGCUGCACUGGCUCCACAUCAGAAGUUAAACCGUGUUUUCUUCCAAAAUGUCCUGACGAUCUCGCUUUGAGUGAAGAUUUAGGGAUUAAUGGAAAGAGCUCGCAUAACAGUGAGUGUAAUUUUCUAUUUAAAUUGCGAUUUAUGCAAGAUGGAAUUGGAACUUAAUUAUUUCAGGCAGGUUCNUCUCCUUGUUCAAAAACCUGUGGUUCAAAUGUACUGCGCGUGCGUAAACGAUCCUGUUUUAACUCGAGCAGUCAGAGCUGCACUGGCUCCACAUCAGAAGUUAAACCGUGUUUUCUUCCAAAAUGUCCUGACGAUCUCGCUUUGAGUGAAGAUUUAGGGAUUAAUGGAAAGAGCUCGCAUAACAGUGAGUGUAAUUUUCUAUUUAAAUUGCGAUUUAUGCAAGAUGGAAUUGGAACUUAAUUAUUUCAGGCAGGUUCUCAUUUGUCUCAAGUAGGAUGCAACCAUAUUCUUUUUCCCAUUAAUUGUUUUACUGUGUGGAAGAGAUAAACUGUGGGAGGGGAUAAAUUGAGCCUCAAAACAUCUGCAACCUUCGAGGGUGAGUUCUACAUGUUUGGUCGAAGAAAUCUUUUUUCCCCAUGAUAAGAGAGUGAAAAAAUUACCUCAACAUACGUUUUGUUCCCGAAAUGCUAAAAUGGUCUCCGUACAAUACUGUUAUUAUAUCAUUUUCAGACAUAGCCUUCGUGGCAGGCACCGGUUAGUUUUUUUUGGUUAGUUUUAUAUAGAGCGCGCGAGAGCCUGCUACGCAGGCUAUUUCAGACGUUAGGAAAGUAUUUACAUAUUCUCUGUCACUGCCACUACGUUUAGCUCCUCCGAAUGUAAAUACAUCUCUAAACUGAAUGAUACCCACUGAUCAGAAAAAUUGCGAUUGGAGGAAACUGACCGAACCUUAAAAUGACAUUAAUACCGUUACUUUUGAGACAGUCUCUUUGAAGAAUGAAUUCGAUUGGAGCCCUUGGUCCGAAUGUUCUAAGACUUGUGGUAGUGGCUCUUACCGCAAACGCGAGAAGACGUGUUCGUUCUCUCUGAUGGAAGAUGGUGGAAAGCUGUGCAUUGGUUCGAAUAUUGAAAAGAUGCCGUGUAAUGUCCCUUUAUGUCCUGAGCAAGCAGUAGGCAGGCCUAACAAUACCCUCAUAAAAGGUGAGUGACCAAAAAAGAAAAAACGAAGCGUCUCUUUUCUACUGAAGGGGGGGAUUUGUCAGAGAAAAACAAUCACAACAUCCUUAGUGAAGAAUUUGAUUUCUAUAAAUGCUUAUCGGUUUCUCCCUUGGAAGGGAGAAGUCCGACGUUUUGUAUUCCAUCGAGGCUAGUAGUAUUACUGUAGUGUAGUUAUUCUCUUUACUAGAGUACUACAUGGAAACUGUUAAAAAAAGUCGGGCAAAAAUAACGUCAAGUUAUAGUCGGCAAAUUGAGUUUGCUUCCGCCUUUGAGACCGAAUUGAUUUGGGUCUCUCUUGUUUAGCUUGUUUAUCUCGCCCUGCCUUCCUAAUUCUAGCAUAAUGUCGAACCCCCACGUGCGACCCCCUCCGAUAAACGAUACCUAGCCGAUAAAAAGCACCAGAAUCUUCGCUUACAAGCCCUGUAGUUAAGUUCUCGUAGACGACUGCGACCACUUUUUGUGGUCAAGGUUCUGUAAUGUUCCAUCGUUUCUUUCCUCUUGAGGUAAGAAACCACUUGACUCAUGAUCUGACAUCUACGUUUUCAGUAUAUACUACACUGAUCACAGUAUGCGAACAAUUUUUAGUACAACAUGGAACUUCACACGUUGGUACUAAGAAAUUGCUUUCAAUAAUUUUUUUCCAAACAGAAGAUGUGUUUGGAAUUCUUCUCGGAACAGACUCUCAGUUGUUCGAUUCUUGUAAGCGACAUCUAAAUCUUCACAUUUCGGAUGGUCGCUUACAGGAGAGCCAGAAGUCGGAGAUUAUUAUGAUACUUCCGCUUUAAAGUUACUAGGCAAUGACUUACUUACAGUUGUGUUCACAGUUCGUCUUUCCAUUCAUUAUCUUUCACUAAUAUUUUCUCAUUUUCUGACAGCUUUAAGUGACACAUUAGAUACAUUGAACGAACCAGUCUCAAUAGCAGCUAAUUCAAAUCCUCAACCAUCUCAGCUUCCAAUCACCGCAUCAAAUUCAUCAGCGGUUAACUCAUAUUCAGAUUCAGGCUAUUCCGAUUGGUCGCCUUGGUCAAAGUGUUCCGCCACGUGUUCGCCCAAAGCUGUGAUGUCACGUGAACGAACUUGCAAAGUGAAGACGGGUUGUCAGGGACUGUACAAACAGACUAAGCCAUGCCAGUUGGUCAAAUGCCCAGGUACGUCUUCACCUUCCAAAAGAGGAAAUGAAAUUGGUUGAAAAGGAAUGUAACUAUGCUAAUUGUAAUCUAAGUUGCGAAGCUGACUUGUAGUCGAGAAUUUAAUUCAGUACUUCUGUAUUUAUCAGUUAAUUUACGUGAAACUUUGUCUCAGCUGGAAUUUCUGAUCGAGAAAAGCCAACAUUAUCUUUUCGUUGAAACAUAAAAUCAAAAACCCACAAGAAACAGAAGGUUAUUCGCUCCCUUUCUAACAGACUUUACUCUUCGUGUAUGACCUAAAGCGCCAAAAACUAUUAGGUUCUUACUACCCGACAUUUUUAUGGUUGAACAUGACCCCUUUGUGUUUUGUCGUCAGUGGAUGGAGGAUUAACUGGUUGGACAGCAUGGUCAGCUUGUAG
Molecule: messenger RNA, 10964 nt
Organism: Porites evermanni
Lineage: Eukaryota; Metazoa; Cnidaria; Anthozoa; Scleractinia; Poritidae
Source: the annotation of a GenBank genome assembly